Cryptomeria japonica (Japanese cedar) is the source of this 3446-nucleotide messenger RNA. Its product is annotated as flowering time control protein FCA. The transcript is spliced from 20 exons. Gene Ontology annotation, molecular function: mRNA binding; protein binding. Gene Ontology annotation, cellular component: nucleus; ribonucleoprotein complex; cytoplasm. Lineage: Eukaryota; Viridiplantae; Streptophyta; Pinopsida; Cupressales; Cupressaceae. The record is from RefSeq and is a predicted model, not a curated record. Bases 407 to 2914 code for a protein of 835 amino acids.
AAAGAAAACGAAGUUCCCAACCUAGAUUUCGAGAGCUUUUUGGUGAAGCCUUUUAAAGACAUACAGAACCAACGAAAAAUUCUUUUCUCCCACUCGGUGCUUGUGAUCAGCAGAGAUUCGAAGGCCUCAACGCGAAAGUCCACUGAAAGAACGCAAACCGUUAAAGGCCUGGGAUACGAGCGUACGAUCUCCGUCAUUGUUCCAAAAGCUUUAAUAAAUAAAAGAACAAAGUUCCACAACAACUAUCAGAUCCACCAGGAACCUGUUGUUCGACAGCCAUCUGACGGUUGUUUAUCGCAAGCGCUUUCUAGGGUUUUUUCCGUGCUUCAGUUGAGCAAUAAAGCUGGAGAGGUUACGAGGAGACCAGCAAAUCAAUAGGUUUAGUAGUAAUAAACAACAGCUAGGAAUGUCCAAGCAGGGUAAUAAUAGUAAUGCUGCUGCAAAUAUUGAUCCGCUCCCUGCUUCGAGGUAUCCUGGUGUAACACGUGGCGGCCAUAUGGGAGGCGGCCAGCAUGGAGGCGCCGCUAGUAAUAAUGCGUCAGUGCAGUCUUAUGGUGGGCAUCUUAGCGCAGGCGGUCGGCCCAUGGGACCGAGGCCGCUCAACAUGGGGCAGUCUGCGCCCAUUCUAGGGCAGAAGAGGGAUAGUAGCGGGUUUUCAGUCGGUGGAGGCCCGAAUUAUAGCCCUCGACAUGGUGGUGGUUCGCAAGAUUCAGGAGAUUCCGGGAAUUUUGCAAAACUUUUCGUGGGGUCUGUGCCCAGGACAGUAACAGAAGAAGAUAUACAUCCCCUAUUUGCUGAACAUGGAAAUGUGCUCGAAGUUGCUUUGAUCAAGGAUAAGAGAACUGGCCAGCAACAAGGAUGUUGUUUUAUUAAGUAUGCAACUGUUGAGGAAGCAGACAGAGCCAUAAGAGCUUUACAUAAUCAGCGCACGUUACCUGGGGGCUUAGGUCCAAUACAAGUUAGAUAUGCUGAUGGAGAGCGUGAACGUCUUGGUACAGUGGAGUACAAAUUAUUUGUUGGUUCGCUAAAUAAACAGGCCUCAGAAAAGGAAAUUGAAGAGAUUUUUGCUCCAUAUGGGCGUGUUGAUGAUGUCUAUAUUAUGAGAGAUGAACAAAAGCAGAGCAGAGGAUGUGCUUUUGUUAAAUAUCCUUCUAGGGAAAUGGCUACGGAAGCCAUGAAUGGAUUGAGUGGGAAAUUUACCAUGAAGGGUUGUGAUCAGCCUUUGACUGUACGUUUUGCUGAUCCUAAAAGACCCAAAACAGCUGAUAUGAGACCUGCUUAUGGAGGCCCUGGAUUUAGUUCUCGACCACAGGGACAGCUGGGGGUCAGGCCUAGUUCUGGUUCAGGAGGGCACAUGGGAGGGCGCGGUCCUCCUACAAAUUGGCGGCCUAUGGUUACACCUAAUAUGGGAACAUCAUCACAUGUUGGAACCCGUUCCUAUGGAAGCCCACUGACUCCUAGGGGAAGUGCGGCUGGGGCUGCUUCAGCAAUGGGUGGAACAAUUGCUGGCCCUGGUGGCCCUAUUAAUGGUUCUGCAAUGGUUUCUGGAAUUGGAACUCCACCCUCUCAGCAUCAGAGUUUCAAUCAACCUCUUGCUCAGCAGCAAAUUCAGGCUUAUGGGCAACAACCAACACCACUGCAGAAAGCCCCUCAAUUACAGCAGCAGUUGCCACAUUCUAUGCAGCACCAACAACAACCACCUCCACAGUCUUACUCUCAAGUGCAACAAUCACCGCAGUCUCUGCAACAGUUUGGACAACAUUCUCAAUCAUCUCAGCCAAAUGUGCAACAUCCUUCUCUUGGUCAGUUGCCAUCGUCACAACAGUCAUUGCCAUUAUAUUCUCAGCUACCUGUCUCCCAGCCUCAGGUGCAGCCACAUAUAGCUCCUGCACUGCAGCAGCUUCCUUCUAGUUUACAACAGCAACAACAUUUGCCAAUAGCUGCUCUUCAGCAGCAGCAGAUGCCACAGACACAACCACAGCUUCAACUACAGGCACAUCAACAGUCACAGCCACAGCUUCAACUACAGGCACAGCAACAACAGAUGCAGACACAGCCACAGCUGCAGACUCAGACACAGCCACAGCAACAGCAACAACCACAGCCACAGUCCCAGCAACAGAAUCUGCCUAUAUCCUUGCAACAGCAAGGCCAUUCUACUCAGUCUGGUUUUCCUUCUCAGCAAUAUCCUUAUUUACAACAACAGCAUCAGAUGCAUAUAAUGCAACCUGUGGCACAAUCCCAGCAACAACAGCAACCUAUACAAGCACAAAAGCAACAGACCUAUUAUCAGGUGGCUUCAGCUCAUUCUGUGCAACAAGAGCAGCCUUCAUGGGUGCUUCCUAAUCAAUCUCAGACGGCAGUUACUACUGCAAUUGUCAGUGCUCCGCUAGCAUCAUCAGCACUAAUGGCUACCUCUGCCGUGGCUACUGUGAGUGCUCCAAAUUCUGCUCCUGCAACUUGUAACUGGACAGAACAUACUUCUCCAGAGGGUUACAAGUAUUAUUACAACAGUGUAACUGGAGAGAGCAAGUGGGAGAAACCUGAGGAAUAUGCAGUAUUUGAGAAACAACAGCAACAGCAGCAGCCACAGCCAGUGCCUCAACAAUCACAGACCCAGGUGCAAGCUCAACCUCAGGUGCAACCUCAAUCAAUCAAUCAAGUACAGCAGCUGCAACACCAGACUCAGCAGCAGCAGCAGCAGCAGCAGCAACAAGCACAACUUCAGCAACCGACAUUGACAACACCGUAUUCUGGAUCUUCAAUGCUUGCACAACGACCAGUUCAGAACAUUGGCUAUGGUCUACAAGGAGUCAAUGCUAAUCUUGAUGCAUCCCGCCAUCAAGUGCAACAGCAGUCAGGUGUGCCAAGAAUGCAGGAUUUUAUGUGGAAACCUAAGGCUGCAGGAUCGUGAGAUUUUGUGCCUGGAUGAAGCAAGAGGUUGUCAUUUUCAAAUCUUCUCGAAAAGGUUAGCUGAAUUGAGGCAUAAUGUAGCAGCAUUUGGAAAAAAUGUCAUACAUUGCAGUGCUGAAGUGGUCACAUACAAAUUUCUUGUUUGAUGUAUGACAUGGAAAAUACCAAUAUUUAGUUGCUAGCUACUAAAAUUUUUGGUAGCUUUGAAGUGAGGGUGUGCACCGGCAUUGAAUGAGGCAAUGUUCAAAGAGAACCAGCUGACCAAGCUGCCUUGUAUUUUUAUCCAAUUUAGAUAGCUUAAUGCUUUGUUUGAUCUCUUUUAUGAGAGUAGUGUCGGAGAAGCAAUUAGCAUUUAAUUCUGAUAAGUCUUUAUCUAUGAAUAAUUUAUGGCUUAUUUGAAUUUGAUUUUCUAUUUAUUUAUUUUUAACUUUUCGCCAAAUGGAGAUAGUGAGGAAAAAACAUUUUUGUUACGAGUUUGUGAGGUAUUAUGGGAACAUGUUUAAGUUAAUAUUCAUGUAGUUUAACUAUGUGUU